Molecule: messenger RNA, 1657 nt
Organism: Pyrus x bretschneideri (Chinese white pear)
Lineage: Eukaryota; Viridiplantae; Streptophyta; Magnoliopsida; Rosales; Rosaceae
Product: E3 ubiquitin-protein ligase PRT1-like
Exons: 8
Coding region: 139-1416 (425 amino acids)
Biological process (GO): proteasome-mediated ubiquitin-dependent protein catabolic process
Molecular function (GO): zinc ion binding; ubiquitin protein ligase activity
Source: RefSeq, a predicted model, not a curated record
CAUCUUGCAAAUUACAAAAACUUGAAGGGGGUAAAAUAGUAUGCCGAUGAAGUGUGGGUCGAGGCGCCCCCAUUACCCGCCACUGAGAUUUCUGUAACAUCAUCCCCCUCUCUCUCCGACUCUCAGAUUUUAUGCGAAAUGGAAGGCGAUAAAACCCUAAUCAAACAAUACGAUAUGGAAGACGAGAAAACCCUGAUCAAACAACAGCAAGAACAGCAAGAGGAGCUCGAAGACGAGGAAUUCCGAAAAGAGUUUGAAUGCUGCAUUUGCCUGGAUCUUCUUUACAAGCCAGUUGUAUUAGGUUGUGGCCACAUUUCAUGCUUCUGGUGUGUCUUUAACACCAUGAAUGCUUUUCACGAGUCCUAUUGUCCCAUUUGUCGGGACCCAUUCAAUCAUUUUCCGAGUAUCUGUCAGUUGAUACAUUUCUUGCUCCAGAAGUUGUAUCCUGGAGUGUACGAAAGAAGAGGAAAACAAGUGGAAGAAGAAGAAAAGGAAGUUGGUUUCUUCUCGCCUCAAUUUGAUAAUUCACUAUCCGCAUCACAUCGUAUUGAGGAGUCAAAUAUUCUGGGCAAUGUUCACUCAAAGAACUCUGAAAGUUGUUCUUCUGGGAAUGAAGCUACUGGAAAUGCAGCAAUCCAAGAAGGCUGUUCACGUGAUUGCAAUCUUGGAAAUGGAACUCACCAGAGAGUUUCUGUUUCUGAUCUACUGUGUGCUGCAUGCAAGAACCUGCUCUUUCAACCUGUUGUUCUCAAUUGUGGUCAUGUAUAUUGUGAGUCCUGUAUCAACAUUCCAGCUGAUGGAAUUUAUAAGUGUCAGAUUUGUCAAAGCAUGCAUCCGAAGGGGUUCCCUAGUGUUUGCGAAAUUUUAGAGCACUUCUUGGAGGAGCAAUAUCCUGAAAUUUAUUUGCAGCGACGAGUAUCAUCACUAAAACUGCAUGUUCGUCAACGUGCUGACCAGUCAUCUUCGACACUUUCUGAUGAGUACUUAUCUUGCUGGGUUGGGCAGAAAGUUCAUUACGGAGUUGGUUGUGAUUGCUGUGGGGUAUCUCCAAUUAUUGGGGAGAGGUACAAAUGCAAAGACUGCGUGGAGAAAAUAGGUUUUGACUUAUGUGGAGCAUGCUACAAUGAGCCUUCUAAUAUCCCUGGCCGAUUCAAUCAGCAACAUAAACCAGAACACAAGCUUGAGCUUGUACCUCCAGGGAGACUACCUGUGCUUCUCUAUCAAUUAGAUGACGACGGUGCUGUGUUUCAGGAAGACCUAGAAACCGUCACUGCUGCUCCCAUUCCAGAAGAUCCAGAAAAUGGCCCUAGCAAUGUGCAAAAUGGUUCUCCUGCUUUUGUAUUCUCAGCUGAUAGCUCUGUAGAUCUGGAUGAUGAUUCUGAUGGCAGUGCUUUACCAGACUUAAUGCAAGAAUGAGAAGGUACCAACGAGCCUACAGUCUAACCAAAACAGCAAAUCAUGUGUCCAUUUUUUUAUGUUUGAUUUGUUGAAUGAGAAUUCCCUGUUUCGAAAUUGUUUCUGCAUGUUUAUAAUGUAUGUUUACAGCCAAAUUCAGCACAGAAACACUGUUAUAGUUUGAUAGAAAAUAUUUUCUUUGCUUUUUGUAAAAAUGCAACUCCCAUCUUCUUGAAGGCUGCUUUGGUUUUUGCUACCGUAA